Messenger RNA from Knipowitschia caucasica, 978 nucleotides. The record is from the annotation of a GenBank genome assembly. NCBI's taxonomy places the organism in Eukaryota, Metazoa, Chordata, Actinopteri, Gobiiformes, Gobiidae.
AUGGUUGACCUCGCAGUCAGGCCAGCUUUACCGAGGGAGGGCGUUGAUGUGAUCCUGGGUAAUGAUUUAGCUGGGCAUCGAGUUUGGGCUUCAGGGUGUCUCGCAGAAUUUCCGGCUCAAGCAAAGGAACCAGAUGGCUGUGAGAAGAACUUCCCAGUGGCUACAGCGUGUGCGGUCACCAGGAACCUGUCCUGCUUCAGCUUGAGGACGCCGCUGGAAGUGUGGAUGUGCCGGAAAAGGAUGCAGACGAUGUGGAGGGGUCCUCGAUUGAGAGUACGCAGGAAGAAGAGCUGCAGCGAGAAGCUCCACGCCCACAAAGAAAACCCUCUGCGCUGGGGUCGAUCGGAGGGCUCGGUUCCCCUGCUGACGGAGGGCUCGGUUCCCCUGCUGACGGAGGGCUCGGUUCCCCUGCUGACGGAGGGCUCGGUUCCCCUGCUGACGGAGGGCUCGGUUCCCCUGCUGACGGAGGGCUCGGUUCCCCUGCUGACGGAGGGCUCGGUUCCCCUGCUGACGGAGGGCUCGGUUCCCCUGCUGACGGAGGGCUCGGUUCCCCUGCUGACGGAGGGCUCGGUUCCCCUGCUGACGGAGGGCUCGGUUCCCCUGCUGACGGAGGGCUCGGUUCCCCUGCUGACGGAGGGCUCGGUUCCCCUGCUGACGGAGGGCUCGGUUCCCCUGCUGACGGAGGGCUCGGUUCCCCUGCUGACGGAGGGCUCGGUUCCCCUGCUGACGGAGGGCUCGGUUCCCCUGCUAACGGAGGGCUCGGUUCCCCUGCUGACGGAGGGCUCGGUUCCCCUGCUGACGGAGGGCUCGGUUCCCCUGCUGACGGAGGGCUCGGUUCCCCUGCUGACGGAGGGCUCGGUUCCCCUGCUGACGGAGGGCUCGGUUCCCCUGCUAACGGAGGGCUCGGUUCCCCUGCUGACGGAGGGCUCGGUUCCCCUGCUAACGGAGGGCUCGGUUCCCCUGCUGACGGAGGAGUGA